UUGACCAAGAACAGGCGACGCUAUGGCAUCUAUAAAGAGGUGACGGUUUUUGAGCGCUCAACCUCGUACUCUGCUAAUCUCGCUCUUUGCUCAAAAGUCAGACCCCAAAAUCUUGUCUGCACGGAAACGGAAUUGCCAAGGCUUCGUGACAUCUGGCCUUUUGACCAUUUGAACUUCUGUUUUUCGUUGAGGUCGUUGAGGAACGAUGAGUUCAGAUGGUGCGAAGGAAGAUUGUCUUGGUUGGGCUGCCAGAGAUCCUUCUGGACUUCUCUCCCCCUACAAAUUCAGCCGCAGGACCGUGGGAAGCGAUGACGUCUCGAUUAGGAUCACGCACUGUGGAGUGUGCCAUGCAGAUGUGGGUAGGACUAGGAAUAUGGCGGGAGACUCCAAGUAUCCUCUGGUGCCAGGGCACGAGAUAGUUGGAAUUGUGAAACAGGUUGGCUCCCAUGUCCAACGCUUCAAAGUUGGCGAUCAUGUGGGUGUGGGAACUUAUGUCAAUUCAUGCAGAGAGUGUGAGUAUUGCAAUGACGGGCUAGAAGUCCAUUGUGAAAAGAUGGUUUUGACUUUUGACCGAAUCGAUAUGGACGGUACAGUCACAAAGGGAGGAUAUUCUAGUCACAUUGUCGUCCAUGAAAGAUACUGCUUCACGAUUCCAGAAAACUUACCGUUGGCUUCAGCAGCACCAUUGCUCUGUGCUGGAAUCACAGUAUACACUCCAAUGAUGCGUCACAAGAUGAACCAACCUGGUAAGUCUCUUGGCGUAAUUGGACUCGGUGGGCUCGGUCACAUGGCAGUUAAGUUUGGGAAGGCUUUUGGACUGAAAGUCACAGUGUUCAGUACGAGCAUUUCUAAAAGGGAGGAAGCACUGAGCUUGCUUGGUGCUGACCAUUUCGUCGUCUCAUCUGACCCGGAACAGAUGAAGGCCAUGGCUAAGUCCCUGCACUUUAUAAUUGACACGGCAGCCGGCGAUCACCCAUUUGAUCCUUACAUGUCUCUUUUAAAGACGGGUGGCGUUCUGGCGUUGGUUGGGUUCUCACGUGAAGUUAAAUUCAGUCCAGCAAGCCUUAACAUCGGUAUGAAAACUGUUUCGGGUAGUCUAACGGGAGGAACAAAGGAUAUCCAAGAAAUGAUAGACUUCUGUGCGGCGCAAAAGAUAUACCCAAAUAUUGAAGUGAUACCGAUCGAUUAUGUCAACGAAGCUUUGGAGAGGCUCAUCAAGAAAGAUGUUAAGUAUCGAUUCGUGAUCGACAUUGAGAACUCCUUGAAGUGACACCAUCAAAUUGGAGUCCUAGUCAAUAGGAAGUGGCUUGUUUUUAGGAGUUAGUUUCUGCACAUGUUCUGGUUAGUGGAGUGUGUUAGUGGGUCUUUGUUGUUGUUAUUCUGUAGCUAUCUCCUUGCUAAGUGGUUUGGAUGUUCUGUCUAUUUAAUAGGCUUCUGUUCUAAUGAAUAAAGUUACAGCAACAAUUCUCUUG
Molecule: messenger RNA, 1472 nt
Organism: Eucalyptus grandis
Lineage: Eukaryota; Viridiplantae; Streptophyta; Magnoliopsida; Myrtales; Myrtaceae
Product: probable cinnamyl alcohol dehydrogenase 1
Exons: 8
Coding region: 206-1270 (354 amino acids)
Molecular function (GO): oxidoreductase activity, acting on the CH-OH group of donors, NAD or NADP as acceptor; zinc ion binding
Source: RefSeq, a predicted model, not a curated record